AUGGUUGCUAUCAAGGUUGCUGCUGCUGGCCUCCUCAUCGGAGCUGCCACCGCUUCUCCCUACUACGCCCCUCCCUCCAACGGCACCACUCACUACACCACUGAGGUUGUCACCGCCAUCACAACCUACUGCCCUGGUGCUACCACUCUCACCUACGGUGACAAGACCUACACCGUCACCUCUGAGACCACCUUGACCAUCACCGACUGCCCUUGCACACUCAGCUACCCCGUCAAGCCCACCAAGCCCGUUGUCCCUCACCCCGUCUACACCACUGAGGUCAUCACCGCCGUGACUACCUACUGCCCUGAGCCCACCACUCUGACCUACGGCAACAAGACCGUCACUGUCACCGCUCCCGGCACCGUCACCGUCACCGACUGCCACUUCACCACCACCCACCCUGCUUCCGAGCACCCUUACCCUCAGCCCACUCCCGGCAAGCCCGGUAAGCCCGGCUACACUGCUCCCGCUGUCCCCGGCAAGCCUACCACCGCUGCUCCCGUCCCCGUCCCUACUGGCACCGCUACCUACCCCGUCCCCGAGGGUACCAACCCUGCCGUCGUCACCGCUGCUGCCGGCCGCAUUGCCCCCGCCGGCGUUCUCGCCGUCCUCGGUGCCAUUGCUCUCUUCUAA
Molecule: messenger RNA, 636 nt
Organism: Fusarium musae
Lineage: Eukaryota; Fungi; Ascomycota; Sordariomycetes; Hypocreales; Nectriaceae
Exons: 1
Coding region: 1-636 (211 amino acids)
Biological process (GO): fungal-type cell wall organization
Cellular component (GO): fungal-type cell wall
Molecular function (GO): structural constituent of cell wall
Source: RefSeq, a predicted model, not a curated record